Messenger RNA from Anguilla anguilla (European eel), 1397 nucleotides. It is a transcript of the gene scxa, whose product is annotated as scleraxis bHLH transcription factor a. Bases 410 to 934 code for a protein of 174 amino acids. Gene Ontology annotation, biological process: regulation of transcription by RNA polymerase II; developmental process. The transcript has 2 exons. Gene Ontology annotation, molecular function: RNA polymerase II transcription regulatory region sequence-specific DNA binding; DNA-binding transcription factor activity, RNA polymerase II-specific; protein dimerization activity. The record is from RefSeq and is a predicted model, not a curated record. NCBI's taxonomy places the organism in Eukaryota, Metazoa, Chordata, Actinopteri, Anguilliformes, Anguillidae.
UCCCACCGGCUAUAAAGCCCAAAACCAUACUGAAACACUCAGACAGAAAUCGCACGUGCAUCCGCGUAGCGGGAGAGAGACGCGAUCGAGAGCAGCCCCAGACGCCGCCGUUCUGACAAAGAGCCAGCCGCCACCGGGAGCCCCUUUUUCUUUUUUCCUUUCCCCUCACAGAAGGGAAACCACACAGGAACUUUACGCCAGAACCAUGAGCGGCCAAAGCGUUCUCAGCUCCUAAGGAUCAGCUGCAGGGUACCGGAGCGCUAACGGCUGCUCGCUCCGACACACACACGCGCGCGAGAGAGCAGCGGCUCGCAGGCUGCCCGUGUGCGGACGUUGAGCAGACAGAGAAAGGAGCGGCGGAGGAGGAGGAGGAGGAGGAGGAGGACGGAGGAGGACGGAGGAAGGGAAGAUGUCUUUCGCCAUGGUGCGCCCGGCCCCCGGCAGGUUCCUGUACUCCGACAUCAGCAUGCUGUCCGAGGACGAGGAGAACGGCAGCGAGAGCUCGGGCUCCGACGAGAAGUCCUUCCGCCAGCGCCAGCCCGGCGUGCUGCUGGACACGCUGCCGGGCCCGUUCGGCACGGGCCGCCAGCGCAACGCCGCCAACGCCCGCGAGCGCGACCGCACCAACAGCGUCAACACGGCCUUCACCGCGCUGCGCACGCUCAUCCCGACCGAGCCGGCCGACCGCAAGCUGUCCAAGAUCGAGACGCUGCGCCUGGCCUCCAGCUACAUCUCGCACCUGGGCAACGUGCUGCUGGUGGGCGAGGCCUGCGGCGACGGGCAGCCCUGCCACACCACCGCCUCCUUCUACCACCACAGCUCGCCCGCCCGCGACUCCGACAGCCCCCAGCCCAAGCAGAUCUGCACGUUCUGCCUCAGCAACCAGAGGAGACUGGGCAAAGACAGAGAAAGGAAAACAGCUCUAAGAAGUUAAUACCGACGGGAAUGGAAUCACAUAAUAAAGCAGUGAACUAUGCAACACAAACAACCUGGACCUGUUAUCAAAACAAGACAUGUAUCAGUUGUAUAUAUGCAAAUAUAAAUAUAUAUAUUUAAAUACGUUAGAAAUCUGGGACGUGAAGGCUCGGCUGCUUAAAUGGGAUUCUCAGACUGGAGAGACACUGGGCUUCCCGGACUUCAGCUCGUCUGACGAGGGCUUCCGUUUCCAUUCUAAACUGGGUACACUCACGCAUCGUUAAAGAAAUACCAAACAGAACAAUCCUUUAAUAGAUGAAAGAUGAAGUCCUGCUUUUGAGCGUACGACGUUCCAAAAAAAAAAAAUGCGGACGGACGGACCGGGGUGACGUGACACAGAACAACGGACAGACACAGCAGUGGGCCGUCGGACGCUAGCGUGCCCGCUGCGGACACGCCCAAGUGUGCUCCAAAAAAAAAAA